AUGGCUCAAAGCGGUCAACCCCAGCAAGAGGAGCCAUUCUCACCGCUGCCUGAGUCCCCAGUCAGUACAACAGCACCGGCCCCAUCUUCCGCCUACCAAACGAAACCUCCCAGCUUGUGGCGAAAGUUGCUGGGUAGGGCCAAUGACGGCGCCGAGCAGCCACAAGAUGAGGCUUUUGACGUCAAGGAGGACAAUGGCGGCUCUCAGAGACAUGAGGCUGAUACGGAGAAGGAGGAAGACCUUGACCCAGACGAUCCUCGCCUCGUUCCCGUACGAAAGAUGAACCGCAAGGUCGUGGCGGGUCUCCCGAGGGCACAGACGUUCAAAAGACAACAAUCUGAGCUCCGCGACAAUCUCAUGCCCGCCGAGCUCUCUCCGGCUGAGCGUCGCGGCCUCUCUUCAGAUCGAAGACUACACUCACCACCGCUGAACGGCUCAGACGGUUAUUCUAAUCCUCGCACAAGUGCCCCGGACUUCAUUUCAUCUUUCGGCGACUCGCUAGCCGAUGUCAGCAUCUCUGGAACGACUGCCUCGGUUGAGGAACCCCGAACGGUUUUGGCAUCUCUCCUCAACGGAGGCAGAGAUAAAUCUGGCGAGGAUGGACCGCUUGAGACUGCCGGCUCGCUCCCCUUCAUGUCCCCCAAUUCAAUGACGAAAUUUCCCGAGCCGUCUUCGGAUCAUAAUUUGGACACGGCUUCCAUGACAACCUCGGUAUACGACCAGUUGAUUCACGACGAUCUGGAGCGCAUUUGGAUUCUGAACUUGUCGAUGCACUUCCGGGACAAGUCCAAACGAGAGAAAUUUUUCAUCACGUACCGGCAACAUGAACAUCUAUGGCGGCGCGUUACCAUUUCACUAGACUAUCGAGCCUCCCCAGAGAACUCUUUGGAGCUGGAUCUUGAACACACCAAGCUCCAGCGCGAGAAAAAUGCGAAGAUAUACGAGGCAAUCAGGGAUAGCCUGGCUGACAUUCAGUUUUACGACACUGUCACCAAUCUCAAACUCCAGACCACAGAUGGCAGGCUGCACGUGCACGUGGUCGAAGAUGUCAAUGAAAUAAUACACUAUCCGACAAUCCCAAUGAUACGGCAUCUCGACUGCAGGCGCGUCAAGGAGCGCGAGAUUCAUUUCGAAGCACACAUGUCAGGCUUUGUGUAUAAAGUCCGUGUUCAUGGCAGGACCUUGAUCAAAAAAGAAAUUCCUGGCCCGGACACGGUGGACGAGUUCCUCUACGAAAUCAACGCACUGACUCAGCUACAAGAUUCGCGCUAUGUGAUAGAGUUAUAUGGUAUCAUAAUUGACGACCGGGAGGAGCAUGUCAAAGGCCUGCUCAUCAGUUACGCCGAGAACGGCACCCUUGUGGACAUGAUUUAUGAUCACGACCACCAACUGCCGUGGCCCAGGCGUGAGAAAUGGGCGCGCCAGAUAGUUGACGGACUCUCAGAAAUCCACGAAGCUGGCUUUGUUCAGGGUGAUUUCACACUAUCCAACAUUGUCAUUGAUGCAAACGACGACGCCAAAAUCAUUGACAUCAACAGGAGAGGCUGCCCAGUCGGAUGGGAGCCUCCCGAAGCAACUCCACUGAUUGAAAGCAACCAACGCAUUUCCAUGUAUAUUGGCGUCAAGUCGGACCUCUAUCAACUUGGCAUGGUGCUUUGGUCUCUGGGAGCGCAGGAGGAUGAGCCCGAGCUGCAAAAUCGCCCUUUACGUCUCGAUCUAGACACUGACUGCCCUGAAUGGUACCGCGAAAUCGUCCACAUCUGUUUGGCAGAAAACCCGCGCCACAGGUUGCAAGCUGCGAGGCUUUUGGACAUGUUCCCUGGCUCAAAAUACCAAUACGGCAGUGGCACUGGGCGCUUGAUCCCGCAUCACCAUCACCAGUACUCACAUGCACCGUCAGCCUCCUUCGAUUCUUCCAUCCACAACUACAACAGUGCCCCGAUUAUCCGAACGAUCAACUCGCCGCCGCCCGAGUGGUCGUACAAGACGUACAGUGGCCAGACAUUUGUAGACACUGCCGCAGCUCUCUCUCGGGAUCCAUAUUACUUCCCGAUGCGCGGGAGAUCUCCCCCAAGCCCAAUAGCAAGUCAUAGAAGUGGCGAGCUGUAUGGUAAUCGAUAUGGGCCACCCGCUUGGUCUGCCUACAGUUACGAGCAGAACCGCACCAGUGAAUACUCAGCCAGCGACAUUGGUGCUGACAACAGAAUAGAUGAUGAUGCACUGCGUGGUGAGAGAAGCGAGACUUCUUGGUCGGUCCAGGGGGAAUCCCUGGCGGAUACGGAACUGGAUGAGGGUCCCAGCAUGGGCGCUUCGCUGAUCGGCCUAGACAGGCCGACUCUGGAAACUCCGGUGAUACCGAGAGAUGCUUCCCGUGACAAUGCCACGCCACAACCGAAAUAUAACAACACACAGAUGCUCCUAACCAGUUUGGCAGAGCAGUUCACCGCGCCUGGUGAGUGUUCAGCGCCAAAUUCACUCAACCCUUGCGACAAGCAACCAGAGGCUAUUCCGUUACCCCCGUCGCCAGUCAAUGAGGCCGACUGGGUAGCUUCAACGGCUUCGCAAGCCUGUGAAUCUGAGAAAAAUGAGAUGGAUGCAGAGGGAGAUGGCGGGGCACUGAUAUGGCCACUCGAUGAGCCCCAUUCGGACAAAGAAGCAUCAGGCUCAAUAGGGCUCGUUACCGGUCUUCCUGCGGUCGAUAAAUCAUUUGCCUGCUCCCCAGAUCCGAAAACCGCCUAUCCGAGAACAGAAAUAUCAACAAUCUCCGAGGUGACUGGAAUGGACGUCCCUGACACUGACAUCCUGGGCGGUGCAAGUCUGACACCUGUUGCCGAGACGCCAGAGACGAUGUUGUUGGUGAACCCGCUUGAAUCACCAAAAUUAGAGCAAGUCCUGAAGAGCUUGUCGCCGCGGCCGUCGAGUACUAGAAGCAGCUCACCCCCAGUUCUGCCAAAUGACCUGAAGGGUGUCGGGUCUGCUCAUGAAGAUACGAAUGAAGAGAUGAUGAGAACUCGAGACUCUCUAGACGACGACUGUACGCACAACUUUGAUGCCAUGACCUCAGGCACAAGUCUUGCAGAUGACUUGCAGAAGUCGAAAGCUUUGAGCGGGACGCGCCAGGAUCCCGUAACCACUCAACCAAUUGCAACCUAG
Molecule: messenger RNA, 3153 nt
Organism: Pyricularia pennisetigena
Lineage: Eukaryota; Fungi; Ascomycota; Sordariomycetes; Magnaporthales; Pyriculariaceae
Exons: 2
Coding region: 1-3153 (1050 amino acids)
Biological process (GO): protein phosphorylation
Molecular function (GO): ATP binding; protein kinase activity
Source: RefSeq, a predicted model, not a curated record